CUGUGAAGGCAGCACCGCUCCGCUGCCAUCCAUGCAUCCAGUCCUGUCGGUGGUACCUGCUGCCAGGCUACUCAACUUAGCCGAGCAACCUCACCUCUCUGCCACUUUCUGUUCGGGAAUAACAAAAUGAACGACCGACAGAAUGAUCCCCUCGCUCGAUGCCCAGGCGCGCUCUGAGGGCAACAUGGAGACCGUCCACUCGGUUCGAGUGUUUUAGCUGUUACGGCGUCCUGCUGGGUCCAUUUUGCGUGUAACUGGAAGUGGAAAAGACAAAGAGAAAAAAAAGAGCUUUUCCAAUAGCUAGAAUGGUUUGGGCCUAAAAAGAAGACAAGAGGAAAUGCACCGUGCCAUCGAGUGGAAGCAGAGAAUCUGUAGGCACACUCUACCAGCUGGACGCCCACAGACACAGUUACAGAAACGACAAAGGCCAGCUGAUGUCUUCACCCGGAGGGAGGUUGGCGUAGAAAUUUAGGCUGACAAGUCAUGACGAGAACACUUCUGAAUCCCCGGGAGAUCCUCUGAGCCCUCCUCCCCUCCUCCUUCCAAUGUUUCAGUGGUUGGGGCCAUGGCCUCACAGUCAGGCAACAUGAACCGUGAGGACCGGAAUGUGCUCCGAAUGAAAGAAAGAGAAAGGAGAAAUCAAGAAAUCCAACAGGGAGGAGGAGAGGCCUUUCCAGCAAAUUCCCCUCUCUUCCCUGAACCUUACAAAGUGUCCAGCAAGGAAGAUAAACUGUCCAGCCGUAUUCAGAGCAUGCUGGGCAAUUACGACGAGAUGAAAGAGCCGAUUGGUGACACACUUCCAAAGCUUGGCGGUAAACCUUCUAACAGCUCGUCUUCCUCUGAGGAGAAAUCAGGCCCACCUUUGUUUGGCGGGGACCAGCGUGGUGUCGGUACCGGUGGCAGCAGCCAGAGCAGUAAGUGGACUCCUGUUGGUCCCGCAGGUGGAACUUCAUCCCAGUCCCAAAAACGCUCAGGACUCCAGGGGGGGCACGGCAGCCAGAGGAACACCGGCGGCAGUAGCAGCAGCAGCAGCAGUAGCCAAAGACACGGAGAGGUGCGGGAAAAGAAAUCGAGUAAACACAGUGGUGGAUCAGAGCACUCAAAGUCCCACACAUCGAGUCCCGCCAAGGGCUCUCUGAGUUCCUCCAGCAGCAACAGCCACUCGCGGAGCUCCCUGUCUGCCGAGCAGCAUCACAGCAAGGAGCGCUACCGCUCCAAGUCCCCGCGAGACAGAGAGGCCAACUGGGACUCGCCCUCACGGGUUCACACCUCCUUUACCAGUGGACAGCACUCGAGUCAGGCCUUUCCCCCAUCUCUCAUGUCCAAGCCCGGCUCCAUGCUGCAGAAGCCCACAGCCUAUGUGCGGCCUAUGGACGGCCAGGAAACGGCAGAGCCAAAGAGCUCACAAGCGGAAAGCUACAGCGGACAGUCGCACAGCAGCACCAUGGGAGAGAUGAAGUCCAACGGCAAGGCGUCGCUUUCCAAACUCAAGAUCCCCUCGCAGCCGGUAGAGGGCUCUGGCGAUGCCAACUGUGUCGAUGAAAUUCUGAAGGAAAUGACUCAGUCGUGGCCCCCGCCGCUGACAGCCAUCCACACCCCCUGCAAAACGGAACCCUCCAAGUUUCCAUUCCCGACCAAGGAGUCUCACCCUUUUCCAAGCGGACACAAGCGAGGCAGUUCUUCCAAGAGCUCCAGCAGCCACCAGUCCAAAGCUUGCGAUGACCAGCCCACUAGGCUCGAAGAUGACCUGAAGCUGAGCAGCAGCGAAGAUAGUGAUGUAGAACAGGACUCUGCCAAGAAUGCCUCAAGGAACACGUCAGCAAGCAAUAAUAGUGAAGGAGCGGAGCAAUCGCGGGACGACUCGAGCAGCCACAGCGGCUCGGAGAGCAGCUCCGGUUCGGACAGCGAGAGCGAAAGCAGCACGACCGACAGUGAAGCCAAUGAGCCCCCGCGGCCCGCCUCUCCUGAACCUGAACAACCCAUGGCCAACAAGUGGCAGCUUGACAACUGGUUCAAGAAGGCCAAGCAGUUCUCCCCGGCCUCUCCAGUGGACAAUAAUGUUCCAACCAAGUGCAAGAAAGAAGGCAGAGAUAAUAGCUCAGGGCGCAGCUAUGGCAGCCAGGGAGGGGGGUCAAAAGACUCGGCGACACCCACCCCAAGCAGGGACCUACGGGCGGCGCAAAAGGGUGCGGAGGGUGGCCGUGGUCGACAAAAAUCCCCCGCCCAGAGCGAGGGUGGCGCAAAUCCCCGAAUCCGCGUGGGUAAGAAACAGCCCAAAAAGUCAGAGAAGCCUCCAGUGGUGGAGGAGCCCAAGGGAGGUCUGCGAGUGGAGAGUGAGCCGGCCCCAGAGAUACCUCCCCAUCGGCCCAAAGCGGCGACCAAGGGCUCCCGCAAACCGAAUAUCAAGAAAGAACCCAAAUCCUCGCCGAGGCCCACCGCCGCAGCCGUCACCAACACUGUAGAUAAACGCAAGCCCAAAGCGCCCACCAAGACUUCCCAGAAGUCCCGCGAGUUUGUGGACACGGACUCCUCGUCAUCCGACUCCGAGGGGAACGAGAGCAUCCCGUCCUCGUCGCAGACGCCCAAGUACACAGAGAGCAUCAGGACCCCUGUGUGUGUGUUUUCUCCAAUGGAGGAAAAAGAGCUGCUGUCUCCUCUGAGUGACCCUGAGGAGCGCUACCCUGCGAGGCCGCCUCAGCAGCAGGUUUUACUAGUGAAAAUAGAUCUCAGUUUGCUGUCUAGGAUCCCAGGGCGGCCGUACAAGGAGCCUGUAGAGAUAAAAGUGGAGAGGGACGACUCUCUAGACAGGGACGGCAAAGACUUCAGCAAGCAGAGCUCUGAGAAGAGCUCGAGCAAGGCCAAGAGGAAACACAAGAAUGAUGAAGAAGGCACCAAGCCAGAGAGCAAGCGAUGCAAGCUCGAGGAAAAGUCUCUGUCUCAUCAUAAAAACAGCAGUAAAGAGUCUAAGAGGUCCUUGGAGAAGAAAGAGGAGCCGGUCCCUUCUCCGUCCAUGUCUGGUCUGCAGCGGACGCCCAAGGCAGAUCAUCCAAGUCGAAAGAGGACUGUCAGCCAGUCCUCCACCUCUUUGUCCAGCGGGACAGGAAGUGGAAAGGAGGGGGGCCACAGCACGAAGGGCAGCUCCACCUCCAAACACAGAAAAGGAGAGGACAAGGGACGCAGCACGCGCGAUGGCAAGGAGAAAUCCUCAAAGGGCUGUGAUAACCAGCUGGCUGUGCCUCCGCUCUCCUCGGACGGAUCCAAGUCUCAGAGAUCCAAGCUGGUGUUUGAGGACAGGGUCCAUUCAGCUGAUCACUACUUACAAGAGGCCAAGAAACUUAAACACAAUGCAGAUGCACUGGACAAGAUCCAUGUCAAAUUAAAAUUGGACCGCUUUGAAAAGGCCGUUUACUACCUGGACGCUGUGGUGUCUUUCAUUGAAUGUGGUAACGCUCUGGAGAAGAGCGCCCAAGAGGCCAAGUCUCCCUUCCCCAUGUAUGCUGAAACUGUGGAGCUUAUCAAAUACACUAUGAAGUUAAAAAGCUACAUGGCCCCAGAUGCUACUUCAGCAGACAAGAGGCUAGCUGUGCUUUGCUUACGAUGCCAGUCCCUCCUCUACCUGCGGCUAUUCAAGCUGAGGAAAGACAGUGCACUGAAAUACUCCAAAACACUCACAGAACACUUAAAGAACUCUCUGAGUAACACCCAGGCUCCCUCUCCUGGAAUGGGAAAUAAGGCAGCGGGUAUGCCCUCCCCUGUGUCUCCCAAACUGUCCCCGGGCACGGCCGGUGGCUACUCGUCAGUCACCAGCAGCAGCAGCGCCAGCUCAUCUGUGACCAUACCUCAGCGUAUCCACCAGAUGGCCGCCAGCUACGUCCAGGUCACCUCCAACUUCCUGUACGCCACCGAGGUCUGGGACCAGGCUGAGCAACUAUCCAAGGAGCAGAAAGACUUCUUCCUGGAGUUGGACAAGGCGAUGGGUCCUCUGAUCUUCAACACCAGCAGCAUGACAGAACUGGUGCGUUACACACGGCAGGGCCUCCACUGGCUGCGCCUGGACGCAAAGCUUAUUCCCUAGCGAUGACUCGCCCCUGCACGCUGCUUACACACAUACACACACCCACCCACCACCUCAGCAUCUUGUGCUCAGCAACGUGUGCCCAAAGGCACGUGCAAUCUCUCGACGAUGCACACUCACACACACACACACAGACAGAUAUGAACUGUAUGCACACACACACACAUACACACAAAGUCCACCUCUGGUCCUCCAUGUACACACAGGUGAUGAACUUCUCAGACAUAUCUCCAACACUGUGUCCAUUUUCUACACCAGCUUGCCAAAAACACUGAGCAAUCUAGAAACAUCUCACACCUUCGAUGGCACCACACAGGGAGAGGCAUCGAAAACUGCAACACAGGAAAAAAAAAAAAAGAAAAACCUGAGCUUAUUCCCAUACUUCAUAUAUCGGCAUUCUAACAAAAUCUUUGAAGGCCAUGUUUUUAUCUCUUUGGCAUGCAAGUGCCAGAUGAAUUAUUUAUUAUCAAUACACUAAAAAAAAAAAAAAAAAGGCGUUUGGUUUAUAGGCUACUUUGGCUUUUAACUUUUUCUUUUAACUUUGUUUCACCAAAGUACCUCCCAUAAACACCAAAGGUGCUUUAAAAUGAAGGUUUCUCUUUAUCAUUUUUGUGCCUUGUAUGUGAGCUACAGGAAAACAAACGGUCAUUCGUCAUUACCUAAAUAACUUAUUUUUCUUUCCCUUUUUUUUUUGGUCCUUUUUGCUGUAGCCACAGUUUUCAUUUCAUGCAUUUUUAAAACAUUUAACAAUUAAUGGAAGCUGGUUAAACAAUAAUGUUUUUAAUCGAGCAGUUUUAAGUCCUUUUAACAAAUAAAUUAGGCUACCAUCAUGAUUUAUCCAGUCUCUAGGAACUAGAGGUUAAUGUAAGAUUAUGCCCACAAGAUUAACUGACUGUACGAUGGACUACCGUACAGCAGAAUAAUACUUCCAACACACACACGCAGCCAUAUAGUGUCAUUUUAUUUUUCAGAAUCCUGAAUUUCUAAUGAAUAAUUUUUGCCCUGACCAAAUCACAGUUGGAUGUAGGGAGCAUCAUGGCCUCUAGGGGCUGCUAGCCGGGCUUUAAACUCUCGGGCUUCAUACAAUAGAUCAUGUUAACACUCUAUAUAAGAGAUUUGCUGCUUCUUUGAAGCUCCAGAAUAUACGAAUCUCCGCCUAUGAAAUGUUUUUACCCUUUGUCGCAAUUUCCUUGGGAAGCAGUCACUUUCAGUCAGUGUUAUUCUCUUUUCUUUUUUGAUCCCCUUGUUUGCUCAGAGUGCAUUCUUGUAAGGAACAGCAGGGAGUGUCUAUAAGUAUUGAAGAUCAUUUCCAGUUAUGUAUACAAUGCAGUUAAGUCACUUUGCAGUUUGUGAGAACUGGCACCGUGUGUGACCACUAAUUUGGCCCAAUGAAGGCAAAUUCAUCUGAAAGCAAAGAAACUCUUUUACGGAGGCAAACUCGUUAGCGAUGCAGAUUAGCAGUGUUGCGUUUAUAGAGCAAAGAGUUUUAAAUCUAUGAUUAUAUAUUUCAAAUCAGAGGUAUAACGGCCAAUAUAGAUUUUAUUUAUAUACCAAGCAGUUUUUUUUCUUCUUCUCCUCAAGCCGAAGUAUGAUGUUUCAAAUGUUUUAAAACAGGGUUCAACAGGGGUUAUGAGAUGCAAUGUAUUUGUAUAUGUAAUUGUUGCUAUUUAAAAUUUGAAAAACCUUAAUCAUGCCUGUAUUACAAGACAGUAGAUGAGAAGUGUUUAAGCUAGUUGUCGUUGCUGUGGGGGAGAGACAACAAGAGUAACUGUGUAUGCCGGCUGUCCACAUCUGAACAUUUCUGUUAUUUAAAAUUACUGGUUGUCAUUAAAGCAAAUGUGGCUGACGGUGCUUUUGAAUGAAGAUGUUUCCGUUGACAUUUUUUGGCAUUUAGUAACGGUCGAUGGCACAAAGGACCGUCUGAGUUCUGAUUAUUUUAAGACCACUUCCUACAAAAAACAUGCUGGAAAUAUUAAAGCCUGGACCAAGUUAGUAUUCUUGGAAACCAUUACUGGCAGAUUUGAUGGAAGAUGAGUAAGGACACGAUUUAAGUGCCAGACAGUUUGAGCGUGAUAGUCCUUACCUUUUUCUUGCACUUUUCCACCUAUUUUAAAACAUAUUUGGUGUAAAAAAAACAAAACAACAACAUUCGAGUUGACACCAUUUUCAUCUCAGUAAUCAGAAAUCUUAAGCAUUACUCUGUGGCCCAGCGUUCAUCCUUUUUUUUUUUUUGUCUUUUGUAUUUUCUUUCCUUCACUGGCUCCCUGGCCUUUAUUGUAGGAGGGGAUACUGUUAUUUCCUCUUGCACUUGAAAAAGAGUAAGUCAGAGGAGGUAUUAUUUUAAUCUAUGCAGGAUUUUUACAAAAAUAAAAUUGUCCGUUUCUGUGGGGGGGGCAAAAAAUAUUUUUUAGGCUCUCCCACUUUUCUUCUCCUCUUUUUUUUCUGCCUCAGCGAGAAACCUGUUUGACUCAAGUGUCCAAUGCCUUUAGCUUUUGCAAACUUUGUGUACUGGUUUAGUAAAUGUGUGUAUAUAGAUCUGUUUUUAUAACCAAACACAAAUGGCUUGAGCCAUUUUGUACUAAAAGCUGGAGGCCACUUUUCUCAUAGGAAUUCCUCUGCGGGUUUUGCCAGCCCAGUCAAUGUCUUCAUACACUGGUACACUUUGUAAGUACAGGUCCGCGCCUCUUCUAGUCAAUUGUACAAAUUUAGCAUUAGAAUUAUUUUUAACUGUUUGCUACUCACACUUAUUUAUUUUUCUGCCCCUUUGCUUAAUGUUUUUUUUCUCUUCCUAUUUUUCCUUUUUCUAAGGAGUACCAUUUUAUGAAAUAGAAAGAUGUAAAUGUAUUGGGGUUGUUCAUGAUGAGAUUUCAUUGUAAGUAGUAAUUAAUAUUAAUUCUAACUUUAAAGAAUCCAGGGUAAGAUGAGGUUUUUUUUGACAUUUAGUAGGAAGAUGUUAACACUUGCAUGUUUCUAUUUAAAUACAAAUGUAAAAAUUGUAAAUAUAACAUUUCUUUAAGGGUGAAUUUCUACUACAGGUUGACAUUUUUAUUAAAUUUAAAAAAUCCUGUAAAUACAUUUGUGAGAUACUUUAUGCACAUUUUUUUUUCUUCUCCUCUGUGGGCUCUUCUGUUCUCUUCUUCCAAGCUGUUACAGACGACAUCCCAGUCUCUUAACACUGUAUAUCAAUUUGAUUUCUCAGUCCUUUUUUUCUCACCGUGCUCGUAUACUUGUCUUCUGCUUCACCGUCUCUCAAGUAUCAUGUCAAGUCGCCACAUAUUCAUCAAUGUCUCUAGAUCCAAGUGCGAAUAUUUUGUCUUCUCUGUAUUUGAUACGGAGACGUGUACUUUUCAUGAAAUGUAUAUUGUCGCUCUCAUGGGAUGGAUGGAUGGAUGGAUGGAUGGCGUGUACAGUCUGUUUCUUCCUCACGAGAGAUGUAUUUACUACGUGUCCCUUUUUGAACAAUUGGUCCAACAUGUCUUUUGGAACAGAGGUAUUUCUCUACACAUCGAACCAGUUGUAGCAGUUUAUACAGUACGUUGUAUGACACCUUUUUUUCUAAAAAAGUCAUCUCUGAAGCGAGACCUACAGCAUACACACUAUGUACAAUAGUCGAAAAAUUGGAUUAGUUUUAAGAGAAGUGACGAUAGAGAUACUAUAUAUGAUCGAUGCAAUAUGAUUAAAGGGUACUCAUUGAGUUUGAUCUUCAAACUUAGGUUAUGUAAUUUAAAAGCAUUCUUGUGAAGUGAGUAUUAAUUGUGACUAAUGAGAGUCUGUCCUGAAUAUUCUUUGUAUUUUGCCGUAUUGAGAAUAAAAUAUAUAUGGAUAUGUUUAA
Molecule: messenger RNA, 7907 nt
Organism: Scophthalmus maximus (turbot)
Lineage: Eukaryota; Metazoa; Chordata; Actinopteri; Pleuronectiformes; Scophthalmidae
Gene: aff4
Product: AF4/FMR2 family, member 4
Exons: 23
Coding region: 566-4075 (1169 amino acids)
Biological process (GO): regulation of gene expression
Cellular component (GO): nucleus; super elongation complex
Source: RefSeq, a predicted model, not a curated record